AUGUGUAGGGCCUUCCCCACGACGUUGAAGGGUGUGGCAAGAAUUUGGUUCAGUCGCUUAACGCCUGGCUCCAUCAGCACUUUCAAAGAGUUGAGCGCUCAGUUUACCGCGCACUUCAUCAGGGGACACAAGUAUAAAAGAUCUACAGCUUGCUUGAUGAGCAUCAAGCAACGAGAGGAUGAGACACUGAGAUCCUACAUAUCCCACUUCAAUAAGGAAGCACUCUCAAUUGACGAAGCUGACGACAAGAUACUUGUAGCGGCCUUCACGAAUGGGCUACAGAAGGAAAAGUUUUUGUUCUCCCUAUACAAGAACGACCCGAAGACCAUGUCAGAAGUACUUUAUAGGGCCACCAAGUACAUGAAUGCUGAAGACGCGCUGCUGGCCCAAAAGGAAAAGCCCAAGAAAAGGGAGAGACAAGAAGACACGCAGCAAGACCAAGGGCGGAAGAAGGCAAGAACAAGAGACCAAAGGGAUGAAAGGUGCUCCAGGCCCCUAAGAGGGAGGUUCAUAACCUUCACCCCGUUAACUGCCCCAAUAGACCAAGUCCUAAUACAAAUAAAGGACGAGGAAGCCCUGACCUACCUCGGAAAGCUGAAGGGAGAUCCUAACAAGCGCUCAAGGGACAAAUAUUGCCGCUUCCACUGUGACCAUGUUCAUGACACGGCCGAUUGUUACAACCUAAAGUAG
Molecule: messenger RNA, 690 nt
Organism: Quercus lobata
Lineage: Eukaryota; Viridiplantae; Streptophyta; Magnoliopsida; Fagales; Fagaceae
Exons: 1
Coding region: 1-690 (229 amino acids)
Source: RefSeq, a predicted model, not a curated record